AUGGAACCACUCUCUACGGAGCCGAAUUGCAUUCCACCGUCCCCGGUGAGCCCUUUCGGCGUCGGAAACAUCACGAGCCCGGACAGCUACUAUGGUCGAUCCCGCCAUUUCUCGUCUCACGCAUCGGAGCGCAUCCACACCCGUGAUCCCGCCGCAGAUUACGCCUCCCCGUAUCCUUUUCAACUCUCUACGCCUCCCUACCACUUCUCCGACCAAUUAUCAUCGACCAAUAACGACGGAAAAUACUACGCCGGGCUUCCUUCCGCCGUCCCAUCCGCGCAUCAGCAACGUGCCUUUCCUCCUCAGCACCCCUCCCGCGCCCCCGCAGAUUAUUCUUGGGGUCCUGUUGCUAAUCUUCUUCCUCCUGCCUCUCCUCCACCCUUUUCGCUGGAUUCGGGUGACUGCGAUUACCCCAAUCAUCGCGCACCCCGUCAGCUUCACGACCAGUCGUCUGAGGCGACGCUAUUGCAGCAAGCCCUGCAGCGUUCCCAGCAGCAGCAGCAACGACAGCAGCAGCAACAGCAGCAGCAACAGCAACAGCAACAGCAACAGCAGCAACAGCAGCAACAGCAGCAGCGCUUCACUACCUCCGGCUACACCCAUCAAGGCACCAGCCAUUUCCAUCCCUCACCACAGGCAUCAACCACACCACCGUUAUCAACUCCGCCAAUCUCCCCUCUUUCCACAGCCCUUCUCCCGCCCGCUUCCGCCCCUCCGCGCCUGGUGCGCGCACGCUCCCCCGCCCCCCGCCCUUCCGACUCCUCCGCCUCCCCGUUGGCGCGGCCCGUUCCGCUCAACUCCCGCGUGUGGCUGGCAAUCGAGCUGCUCUGCAUCCUGGCGCAAAUUUCCGCGGGCGUGUGCGUGCUCGCGCUUUUCCCCCACGAGAAGCCCCCCGUACCGCUGCGCCUGUGGAUACUCGGUUACACGCUCGGCUGCCUCUUGCUCCUCCCGCUUCUGUACUUUCGCUACACUCACCGCGCCCUCAGCAACGGCGGGGACUUUUUACUGUGGCAGCAGCAGCAGGAGGAGGAGGAGGAGCGGCGGCGGCGCCAGUGGCGGCUGCGCGAAACGCCGUCGCGGCCUGCAAUGGCGUCGUCACGGCCCAUGUCGCCUCUCAGACUCCCACGUGCCGCCCCUGCCGUCAUAUCAGCGGUCGACAUCUCCUCCUCCUUACACUCGUCCAUCUCCUCCUCUUCCUUCUCGUCCUUACGGCCCCGCUCGCCGGGAGGACCGGCGUUUGCGGCGGCGCAAACGGCGCCCAACACCCCGUACCUAGGCGCAAGGGUGAGCGGAGGUGGAGGGGAGGCGGCGGGCGGAUGGGCAACCCCUUUUGGGGACAGCGUUAUUGGAAGUGCCGAAUCGACAUCGUACGCCCAACACCCCGCACCUGAGGCGGCCCGUGGUUUUUAUCCCGAGAGGAGCACCGGAAUCGCGGGAGGAGAUGGAGGAGGUGGGUGGCCUGCAGCCAGCGGUGUAGACAUGUACAGUGCAAUAUACUAUAAUGGUUAUGAUGAUGACGAUGACGAGGAUGAAGUGUACGGUGCGGGGCGUUACAGCGGGUUUCGGCACAUUGUGGCGGCGAUCGGGGAGAGGAUGCUGUCGUGUGUGCGCUGGAUCGUCGACGAGCUGCAAGACGACGCUCGCGUGCUGGCUAUAGUGGAGCGUUACAAAGUAACAGUCGACUGCUUCUUCGCAGUGUGGUUCGUGCUGGGCAACGUGUGGGUGUUCGGCGCUCACUCUGCCCCUACCACAGCGCCCAAUCUCUACAAUUUGAGCGUGCUGUUCAUCACGCUAAGCUGUGUGAGCUACGCACUGCCGUUCCUCCUCUGCGCUGCCAUCUGCUGCUGUCUGCCCUGCCUGCUGCACCUCCUCGGCCACCCCCACCACGACGACGACCACGGCGCGUUCCCCCUCGCGCGCAGCAGGAGAGGCGCCACCGCCACCGCCAUCACGUCCCUCCCCUCGUUCAAGUUCCGGAGACUGCCGGACGGGAAGGGCGGGCGGUUGCUCUGCUGCAUCUGCCUGGGUCGCUAUCGGGACGGGGUGGACCUUCGAGAGCUGCCCUGCAGCCACCACUUCCACCUAUCCUGCGUUGACACGUGGCUCAAGAUCAACUCCUCCUGCCCGCUCUGCAAGGAGGACAUCGCAAGCCGCCCGAGACUCGAGGAUGAUGGUGAGAAGUGA
Messenger RNA from Closterium sp. NIES-65, 2184 nucleotides. NCBI's taxonomy places the organism in Eukaryota, Viridiplantae, Streptophyta, Zygnematophyceae, Desmidiales, Closteriaceae. The record is from the annotation of a GenBank genome assembly.